CUAAUUAGACUCAAAAGAUUCAUCUCAAAAUUUAUUCUCUAGUUUUGUUUUUAGCUUUAUAAAUAAUAUAUAUUUAGUACUCUAUGCAUGUGUCGGACGAGAGUUAAAAAAAAUCGCAAGUAACAGGGCCUAAGGCAUCAACCAUCAAGUAAUAUUUCAAUGGCAGUUAAGGAAUUCCCAACACGCCUCCAAUAGCGCCAUUGACUAAUUUCCGCAAUCAGGGUGUAAAAGCGUAUUUGAAUGCAAUUGAAAUUUCGUCCCGUUCGUUCCCACAAAAGCAAAGGAAAUCGCGACCCUCCUCCGGCAGUAGCUGUUUUCCGUUAGAGGAUUCUUGUCUUCUUCUCCGGCUCCGGCGACCUCCAGCUGCAGCGGCGGCGAUGGGGGUGAAGAACCUCUGGGACAUCCUCGACUCCUGCAAGAAGAAGCUCCCGCUCCAGCACCUCCAGAACAAGAAGGUGUGCGUGGAUCUUUCCUGCUGGCUCGUGCAGUUCUGCAGCGCCAACCGCUCCCCGGCCUUCCUCAGGGAUAAGGUCUACCUCAAGAACCUCUUCCACCGUAUCCGAGCCCUCCUCGCCCUCAACUGCAGCCUCAUCUUUGUCUCAGAUGGGGCGAUUCCUUCAGUCAAAUUGGCUACUUAUAGGCGCCGCCUGGGAUUAAAUGCUGCUGAGGCUACUCGAGAGGAGGCCAACUCACAACCUCUGACUUCUUUGCGCCGGAACAAGAGCUCAGAGUUCUCACGCAUGAUCAAAGAAGCCAAGCAUCUCGGGUUGGCCCUUGGCAUCCCCUGCUUGGAUGGUGUGGAAGAGGCAGAGGCACAGUGUGCAAUGCUUAAUUUUGCCUCCUUGUGUGAUGGCUGUUUUACAUCGGAUUCCGAUUCAUUCCUGUUUGGUGCAAGGACAGUUUAUAGAGAUGUUUUCAUAGGAGAGGGUGGUUAUGUAAUUUGCUAUGAAAUGGAAGACAUUCAGAAGAAGCUUGGUUUCGGCAGGAACUCACUGAUAUCACUUGCAGUUCUUCUUGGCAGUGACUAUUCUAAUGGAGUCCAUGGCUUUGGCCCAGAAUUAGCAUGCCGCCUUGUUAAAUCUGUGGGGGAUGAUGCCAUUCUUGAUCAAAUUUUGUCCGAUGGAGUUAAACCUGCAAGGAAAUGUAAAGGAAAAAAUAGUGGUGCCAUUGCAGGGAGGGUUGGUGGAACAUGCCCAAAAGCGAGUACCUGUGAGGUUGGGAUUAACCAAGAUUCUGGUGGUCAAUUUCGUGACAUAAUAAAUGCAUAUCUGGAGCCAAAAUGUCAUUCACCAGAUUCAGAAGCCGUGCAGAGGGCAUGCAGUCAGCAGCCAUUUCUUCGGUCACAGCUGCAACAGAUAUGUGAGCAAUACUUUGAGUGGAGCCCUGUGAAAACUGAUGAAUAUAUCCUUCCAAAGAUUGCUGAGAGAGAACUUCGAAGAUUUUCAAAUCUCCGCUCCACGUCUUCAGAUCUAGGAAUAAAACCUUCACUGGAUGAGAUGCCAGUACCGUGCCCUGUACUGGCAAUUGUGAAGCAGCGAAAAGUUCAAGGAAGUGAAUAUUAUGAGGUUUCAUGGAGAAACAUAGAUGGGCUCCAAGUUUCAGUUGUUCCAGGGGAUCUUGUUAGAAGUGCUUGCCCAGAAAAAAUAACUGUCUUUUUGGAAAACAAGGAUGCUCAGAAGAAGCAAAAGAGGAGAGCUAGGCCAAAGAAAUCAGGUCAAGCUGCUGCUGCCUUAAAAGACGUGGAUGCGCAGCUCCAAGAAUUGCUACUUGGAAUUGAAUCUGAAAGCAGUACAUUUCCAUGUACAGCCAAUGGCCCUCAGACUCAGACAGCAGAUAUGCAGAUGGUGGCACCGCUCCAGGAUUUUGUUGAUCUGUCUUCUCCAUCACCACCUAUACGAUCUUGUAAGAUGGCCAGAUCCAGAAAGUUCAGUGAUUCAGACGCAGUAACCAUGGGUCAGAUUGAUCUGCAGCACCAAAAUCUGCUGAUUGGAUCAAUGGAGUCAAAAGGAAAUACUGUUUUGUGCGGCAUGAAGAAUUCGACACUAGAUCAUGAGCCAAUUGAUCUUUCAUCACCCUCGCCUUGCGCUGCUCAUAAACCCCAGGCAGCUCCAGAAGGACCGCCACUGUGUAUGGAAGCAGAAAGAAGAGCCCUCUGGGAUAUAAGCAAUUUGCCCGAGAAAGAACCCUCCUGUUGCAAGCAUGAACCUGGAACAAGUGGCUGUGAUGUGCAGGUGGAAGAAUCACCAUUGUUCAGGCAUGGGACUGGGAUGGCAGGCAAAGCUGAUUCCUCACAGAGGAGCGAUGGACAAAGUAGUGAAGUAGUAGAACCCACCAUGAUCGAUCUCUCUUCUCCUUCACCGGUUAAAGUGGAUAAGAGUAGACGGAAUGGCCAGAAGCCUGACCAGGAUUGUGAGGCUGAUGAUGGCAGUCAGUCUCCAGAACACGAGAGGAAAGCGAGGGAGCUCAGAUUGUUUCUAAACAGUAUAAGAGACGAGCUAAACUAACAUUGUAGUAUUGGAUUGUAUUGUAUGUAAACCGAUGCAGUCACCAAUUGGUGUGACAGGGGAGCAUGUGUACAAUGAUGUAUGUUUACUGAAGCUGAGUAUGACCCUCACUCUCGGGCAGUCUGACGGGCAGAUGAAGGCCGCGAUGCAGUGCAGAGCAACAUGACAAAGGGUCCAAGGCAGACCUUGGAUUUAAGCCUUGUUUA
Molecule: messenger RNA, 2710 nt
Organism: Sorghum bicolor (sorghum)
Lineage: Eukaryota; Viridiplantae; Streptophyta; Magnoliopsida; Poales; Poaceae
Product: flap endonuclease GEN-like 2
Exons: 14
Coding region: 378-2504 (708 amino acids)
Molecular function (GO): 5'-flap endonuclease activity; DNA binding
Source: RefSeq, a predicted model, not a curated record